Molecule: messenger RNA, 771 nt
Organism: Salvia miltiorrhiza (redroot sage)
Lineage: Eukaryota; Viridiplantae; Streptophyta; Magnoliopsida; Lamiales; Lamiaceae
Exons: 2
Coding region: 1-771 (256 amino acids)
Source: RefSeq, a predicted model, not a curated record
AUGGCAAACCAACUGAUUUCUCGAAAGAAAGACGUGGAGACAGAGGAGAAUCAGGAAAGAUUGAUCCUUUGGGACAGCUUGGAGAGCGUGGCGAGGCAAUCGAGGGACCAGUGCGUAUGUUUUGGGGGGGAUUUUAACUCUAUUCGUGUCUUAGCUGAGAGGAAUGGAAGGGGCGCGCAUUUCUCCCCCAGAGAUAUCCAAUCCUUUGAUCAGUUUGUGAGAAGAUGUGAACUCACUGAAAUUAGACUUCAAGCGAGAAAGUUCACGUGGUAUCAACCACAAGGGCAGUGUAAAUCAAAACUGGACAGGUUCAUGCUGAACGAAGAAUGGUUGGCUGUCUGGGAUCAGUCUAAAGUUAGGGGUCUUCAAAGGACGGUCUCAGACCAUUGUCCUAUUCUUUUGGAUACGAAAAAGGUGGACUGGGGACCAAAACCCUUUAGGUUCCUCAACGCUUGGACAAGACACCCAGAUUUUGAAACGGUGGUGAAGGAAUCGUGGCAACGGGGCGGGAUUUCUGGAUGGAGCAGCUUCAUUUUCAAAGAGAAAAUUAAAAGACUGAAAAAUGAUCUUAGGGUGUGGAGCAAGACAGGUUUCGGUUUGGUUGACGAAAAUGUUUCAAACCUUAGGGAGGAAAUUUUGAAAUGGGAUUUGAUCGACGACGCUAUCGGCUUGGAGGAGGAAGAGGUGGGUAAAAGACGCGAGGCAAAGGCGAAUCUGUUGAUUCAGUUGCAACACAGAGACAACAUCCUGGCGCAGAGAUCAAGGAACUGA